GAUAAAAUGACAAUGAUAUGAUUUUUGAAUCUGUUUGUGUGAAUCUUUGAAGAAAAAUAUCAAAAACAAAUAGUUCAAAUCCUGCUGACGCGCUAAAAUUUUGAUUUUUUUCAAAACCAAAACGUCGACGCUGGAAAACGCUGCCGUUUAGAACAAGUUUUGCGUUUUAGUACAAUGCCUUCACUGACGCGACGCACCAUUGUGGUGACUCAAACGGAAAAUGGCAUCCUCAAAAUUAAAUGUCAACGCGACGCGACGACGGACGGGCUAUUGUGCGGCCGCCUUAAGAGUUUGUUACGCUUUGUAGAUUUAGGUUAGAAAAUCUGUGACGAAUGUGUUACGUUGGGGGGUGGGGGGUUUGAGAAUGACCGAAAAUUGCGUUACGUAAUAUUUGAACGGCCCCCAACAACAACAUAAUGGAAGUCAGAACUCCUGUAUACAUUCAUAUUUGAAUUUUAAUAAAAUAGUUUAAGGACCGAAACGGAAAAGGAAAUAAAAAAAAAACAUAGUUUUUUGUAUUUCCCCAUUUUGCUUCUUAUAGUCAUAUAACAAUGGAUAUUCUAAAAGCGGAGAUAGCAAGAAAACGGAAGAUUUUGGAGGAGAAAAAACUUGUGGAUGAUAAGAAAAAGUACUUCAAAAGGGGUGAACUCUUGGCGCAAGAACAGGAAGAAUAUCGAGAAAAGUUUGGUCAGAGUGCAGGCUCAAGCGGGGUCACUGAAGUAUCUACUGAUGACGGGGAACGUUCACCGACCAAGGACUCGAAGUAUGAUUUCCGAAAUCUCCCACGAGCUGAAGUGAUACGAAAGCUCCGGGAACGUGGGGAACCUAUUCUGCUUUUCGGUGAAAGCGAAUCCGAUUCAUGUUCUCGCCUUCAUCAGUUGGAAAUUUCUGCUCCGGAAAUCAAUCGAGGUUUCCGAAAUGAUUUCCAGGAAGCGAUGGAACAAGUCGAUGAAGAAUUUCUCAAUGAACUGCUUACUUCCAAUGCAGGACUAGCGAAAGGCAAAAGUUCCAAUGAAGAUUUUGCUAUUGACGAUUCCGUUACGUAUGAAUCAAUUCAGGAGAUGGCAGUUCGAUUGGGAAGAAGUGGCAAAGAACACGAUAUGCAUGUAAUCGUUACGGUUAUUCAGUUUGUUUUAAAAAUGUGGAAUGACCAGUUAAACUCAAUCGCAACGGCUCAGCGAUCCGCCACCAAAUGGAAAAUAGCCCGAGCAACUUUCGAGCAGACUCGUCUUUAUCUGAAACCACUACUGCGGAAGCUCCGAAACAAAACCAUUCCCGAGGACAUCCUCGACAGCCUAACGGAUAUCACUAAAAGCCUGCUCAAGAGAGAUUAUCUUCACGCUAGUGAUGCGUACCUGACGAUGGCCAUUGGCAAUGCUCCCUGGCCAAUUGGAGUGACCAUGGUGGGUAUUCACGCGCGUACCGGACGUGAAAAAAUUUUCUCCAAGAACGUUGCCCAUGUGAUGAACGACGAAACCCAGCGGAAAUAUAUUCAAGGAUUAAAACGAUUGAUGACAAAGAUGCAGGACUUUUUCCCAACCGACCCGUCGCGUUGCGUUGAAUAUGUCAGUAAGAAAGAUCAACCGGUGUCGAUCGGUAUGUAGGGAUGAAUAAAGAUAAGACAAGCUAAUUAAAAUAUUUA
Uranotaenia lowii is the source of this 1642-nucleotide messenger RNA. It is a transcript of the gene Prp18, whose product is annotated as pre-mRNA-splicing factor 18. The transcript is spliced from 2 exons. The record is from RefSeq and is a predicted model, not a curated record. NCBI's taxonomy places the organism in Eukaryota, Metazoa, Arthropoda, Insecta, Diptera, Culicidae. The coding region runs from base 552 to 1604 and encodes 350 amino acids. Gene Ontology annotation, cellular component: U5 snRNP; U2-type post-spliceosomal complex; U4/U6 x U5 tri-snRNP complex. Gene Ontology annotation, biological process: generation of catalytic spliceosome for second transesterification step; RNA splicing.